GAGUCGUGGCUGAGGUUGAGCCACGUAGAGGUCGAACGGUAAGAGGUAGGGUAAGAGGUAGAGGUGAGGUAGGUAGAGCGACAUAGAGACAGAGAGGUACAGAGGUUGAGGGAUUGGGGGGUUGAGUGGAAGCGCUGAGGUGGAGGGGUAUGGAGGUUGAGAGGUACAGGGAUACAGAGGCAAAGACGCACAGCGGCAGAGGCACAGCGGCAGGGGCACAGGCGGCAGAGGCAGAGAGAGUACCAAGCUGGCGACACAUGACGACGGAAAGCCGCAGUCGCUCAUGGAACCAGGUCUGGAACAGCCACCAGCCAGGCACCAGGCACCAGGCACCAGGCACGAGCCAGUUACCGGGGUUGCUGAGGGGUCGUGGGAUGUCACUGGCGGGCGGCUGGACCCCUAACAGGGGGCUACAUAUCCCCAUUGGCUGUCGAAUGCCAAGCUUCAUGCAGCCCUGCCAUGCAGUCAAACGGCGGCAGCCACAGGUCCGGGGAGCUCAGCCAUUGUCACAUGCAGCUCGUCAUCCUCGUCCUGACCUUCUCAAGAGCUCUUGGUGGCACAUUUGUCCGCUCUUUGUUGACGAGGAAAGCAAGAGCAUCAGCAACGACGGUACGACAACGACGACGACAACGACGACGACAACGACAACGACGACGACAACGACAACGACAACGACGACGACAACGACAACGACGACGACAACGACAACGACGACGACAACGACAACGACAACGACGACGACAACAACAUAACACGACCAUGGCGGACAAGAUGAUGGACCGGGCCAACUGGUACCUUGACCUAGUCAAGCAAGGCGGACCGAAGAUCGAGUCGCUCAAAGCUGGGCUAUCAGUCGUAGCCCCCUCAGGUGCCUCGUCAGGUAGCAAAAACUUACCAGCCGUCUCGCGCAACCUUGUCGAGGUCACCGAAUACCUCCAAACACUGGACUUGCCCGAUGGAGGUGUGUACAUACAUGCGCCGAGUCAAGUUAUGGA
Molecule: messenger RNA, 995 nt
Organism: Lasiosphaeria miniovina
Lineage: Eukaryota; Fungi; Ascomycota; Sordariomycetes; Sordariales; Lasiosphaeriaceae
Exons: 2
Coding region: 150-752 (200 amino acids)
Source: RefSeq, a predicted model, not a curated record